Molecule: messenger RNA, 2029 nt
Organism: Cynoglossus semilaevis (tongue sole)
Lineage: Eukaryota; Metazoa; Chordata; Actinopteri; Pleuronectiformes; Cynoglossidae
Product: gastrula zinc finger protein XlCGF7.1-like
Exons: 3
Coding region: 158-1039 (293 amino acids)
Source: RefSeq, a predicted model, not a curated record
UUACCAUGCAGCCACAUCCUGCUCACAACACACUUCCGGUGUCAGCUGUUUGCUGCAAAGGAAACCUGAAGGACAACGACGGAUUUGAGUGGUUAACAGCAAAACACUGAGCAAAAAGGCGACUCCAUUCAGCCCACAACCAGGCUGCACACAACAGAUGGCGUGUCGACGCAGUGUGGAGAAGGGACAGACACACGGUCCUAUCAUUAAAGAUGAAGAGGAGGAAGUUUGCAUCAAACAGGAGGAGACCGAUCUUACCAUUGUAGUGAAGACGGAGGACGAGGAAGAGAAACCUGACUCUUCACUGCUCUGUCGUUUGACUGGUGAACAUGUAAAACCCGGGACUGAGCAUAAUGCGGAAGACUCUUGUGCGACCGAAGACAGUGAUGACGAUGACUGGACAGAGACCGGUGAAGUGGCAAGUAAACUUUUCACAGUCACAAAAUGUGUGUUCUGGGAAACUGACGAGAACAUGCGUGAGAGCUUUUCUGGAUGUGGACAAAGAUUGAUUAAGGAAAUUCAUACAGGAGAGACACCAUUUAAUUGCUCUGAGUGUGGUAAAGGAUUCACAUUGGAAACAGAGUUAAGGAACCAUGAGAGAAAUCACAGUGAGGAGAAAACAGUUAGUUCCACUAAAGGUGGAAACAGAUUGAUUGAAACAGGAAAAGUGAACAAAUCUGAGCGAACACAUACAGGAGAGAAGGUUUUUGAUUGCUCACUAUGUGACAAAAAAUUUGACAGUAGGACAACUCUGAUGAGACAUGAGAGAAUUCAUACAGGAGAGAAACCAUUCAGCUGCUCACAGUGUGGUAAAACAUUCGCUGCCAAGGGUACGUUAAAAGCCCAUGAGCGUGUUCACACAGGAGAGAAACCAUUUGGUUGUUCUUACUGUGGGAAAAAAUAUGCCCGCAUUGCACGUCUCAGGGAUCAUGAAAGAUAUCAUACUGGAGAGGAACCCUUCAGUUGCAUAUAUUGUGGGAAAACGUUUAUAUUAAAAGGCACACUAAAACAACAUGAGAGAAUGCACAGGGUCAAUUAAUUUAUUUAAACUAAAUGUGGUCAAAUAUUUACAUCAGCAGCAGAUUUGAGGUGUCAUGGAAAGAUUCAUAGCAGAGAGAAACCAUUUAGUUGUUUUUUACAAUUUAUAAUAAAAAGCAAUUUCUUGUAUUUGCUCAAAAUGUGGUAAAAGAUUUGAAAAAAACAACUAAUAGUUCAUGAAGAAAUCGAUUCAUUGAACAAACUUUUGUAAAAUAUGUUUCACUUGGAUUUUAUGUGAAUCGGGAGAUUCCAAAUAAUUUAUUGUAGAUGGUCAACCUUUGGAGAAGGGUGAACUGUUGAAAAACAUAGCAUCAUCGUUGAAUUUUAUAAAUAGAUUUAAAUAUAGAACAGUUAGGUUUAUUUGCAUUUAUUUAUACAUUUUGUUUAUGAGAAUGGGUAACUAUUGUACAUAGGUAAAUUUUUAAAAUAUGUUUAUGUUUGUACAAUAGUUUUUAUUCAGGAAGUUGUAUAUUCACACAAAUGUGUUUUGGUUUUCCUUUCUUUGAUAAUUUUCCAACUGUUUUUGUUAAAACACUGAUUCACCACCAGGGGCACACAGACCCCUAGUAUCAAGGGCGUUGCCUACAGUUUGUGUAUAUUUUGACAUUUGUUAUUGUUAAAUGUAAAUGUCUGCUCCUAAUAAAAAUGUUUGCCUUUGUUAUACAUUUGUUGAAUUUAAUAUAUUGAACUAGCCGACAACACAACUGUAUUUGUACAAGACAAACACAAACUCCAAUAACUAAAAAAAAUUCUCCAAAGCCUCAGGGUUUGAACUAUUUGAAAUUCAUGAUACAUUUUUAAAAGACAUUGCAAUAUACCUUUCAAAAAUACAAACAACAAACAAGUGCUUGAAUGUAAAAAAAAAUAAAAGUGAGUAAAGACAAAUUAAAUUCAUGAAUUAAUUUAAAAUGUAUAUGAAAUAUAAUAUCUAACAGGAAUGAAGGCACAUAAAUUAUAUGACAACUUGUGGGGGAAAUUGGCGGGCUUCUUC